Linnemannia hyalina is the source of this 918-nucleotide messenger RNA. The record is from the annotation of a GenBank genome assembly. NCBI's taxonomy places the organism in Eukaryota, Fungi, Mortierellomycota, Mortierellomycetes, Mortierellales, Mortierellaceae.
AUGGCAUCAGCAACGAAACUGCCUCUCUUGGAAUUCAAAGCCGGCCGCUGCUUCAGGACCACAGGAACCGACACCGUCAAACCAGACCCCACCAAAGGGCUGGUGUAUCUGGAGGAGGAAGACGGUUUGAUGCAUUUUUUCUGGAAGAACAGGACAUCCGGCGAAAUUGAAGACGACCUAAUCUUAUUCCCGGGAGACGCAGAACUGAUCGCGGUACCACAAUGCACGACAGGACGAGUAGUCAUGCUCCAAUUCAAGUCGUCCUCACAGAAGCUCUUUUACUGGCUCCAAGAGGUCAGCACCGCACGGGACCAAAUAAUCUUGCAACAUGUCAAUUCUUUGAUUCACUCACAGGAGGAUGAAGAAGAGGAGUAUCUGGAUGAGGAUGCUGCCAUGGGAGACGUUGAAGCUGCACCGGCUUCAGAAUCAGCAUCUACAAUUGCGCCAUCAGCAGCGUUCGCCCCUGCAGCACCCGUUUCUACUUCUACUACCAACCUUACUUCAACAGCUCCCGCCGGGGCAGCAGCAGCAGGUGGCUCUUCCUUGACAGCACAGCAGAUGGAUCAACUGCGCCAUCUCCUCGGAGGUCUUCAAGUGCCUCAAGCGGCACAGAGAUCAAAUCUUCGUCUGGACCAUAUUCUGACACCAGGAGCAGUAGCACCACUGCUGAACAACCCAGAAAUCUGUGCAGCACUCUUCCCACACCUCCCUGAAUCUUCCGAGAGGACGCCAGAGGAGAUCCAGGCCAUUGUUCGGACCCCUCAGUUCUCACAGGCUUUGGUGUCUUUGAGCACUGCGCUUGAGUCGGGGCAAUUGGGUCCGUUAUUGAGACAGUUUGGACUUGGACCUAAUGCUGGCAAUGGUGUGGAAGGGUUCCUGAGCGCGAUUCAGGAACAGGCGAAGAAGGACAAGAAAUAG